UUCUCCCUUCAAUCCCACCACCAAUCCCUCAAAAUCCCUUCAAAUUUCAAGGCGAAACCAAAAAAAAAGGCCCCAAAAUGGCUUCCAAAGCUACAGCCUCUCUUGCUUUCCUCCUUUCUCUCAACCUCCUUUUCUUCUCCCUUGUCUCAGCCUGCAACAAUUGCUACGUCCCAGCCCCACCCAAGCCAAAGCCAUGCCCUCCACCAUACCCAAAGCCCACCCCUUCAUCUGGCUAUGGAAAGUGCCCAAGGGAUACCCUUAAACUCGGCGUCUGCGCCAAGCUGCUUGGCGGGCUCAUCGAUGUUACCAUCGGCAAGCCCCCAGUGACCCCUUGCUGCAGUCUGAUCGAAGGUCUUGCUGAUCUUGAAGCUGCUGUCUGCCUUUGCACCGCCAUUAAGGCCAGUGUUUUGGGCAACAACCUUAACAUCCCUGUCUCUCUUAGCUUGCUCCUUAAUGUCUGCAAGAAGAAUGUUCCUAAGGGAUUCCAGUGCUGAUUUUAUCUAUUGUCUUUUCCCUUGGGAGUACUAUGUUUUGUUAUGACUUUGGAUUUGGGGUUUGUUUUAAUUUGCUUCGUGGUGUUAUUUUGUUCUUGCAUAUCUCUUACCCCACUAUCAAAUAUUAUUCACUUUACUUCAUUACGUA
This is a messenger RNA of Cucurbita maxima (winter squash), 642 nucleotides long. Its product is annotated as 14 kDa proline-rich protein DC2.15-like. The coding region runs from base 78 to 494 and encodes 138 amino acids. The transcript has a single exon. The record is from RefSeq and is a predicted model, not a curated record. Lineage: Eukaryota; Viridiplantae; Streptophyta; Magnoliopsida; Cucurbitales; Cucurbitaceae.